Molecule: messenger RNA, 843 nt
Organism: Arthroderma uncinatum
Lineage: Eukaryota; Fungi; Ascomycota; Eurotiomycetes; Onygenales; Arthrodermataceae
Exons: 3
Coding region: 1-843 (280 amino acids)
Molecular function (GO): protein binding
Source: RefSeq, a predicted model, not a curated record
AUGCAGUACCCUGACCUUAUGAAGUCUGAUGAAGAUUGGAGAGGACUAAGAGACCCCUCGGAGCGAAGAAAGAUUCAAAAUCGCAUUGCGCAGCGCGCCUAUAGACGUAACAUACGCGAGAGUUCGAAUGAGAUCAAACAGUUAAAGGAACGGCUUAGAUCGUACGAGGAGUCACGCCUAAAUAUCGCGGAAGGAGAAGAUAGCACAUGUCAACAGAGCAGCAGCAGCCCGCCAAUACUGCCGCCUACCAAGCGGGGCGUUGAAGGCUGGUGUCCUCCAAAGCAAGCUACUUUGCCAGUACCAGUAGCACCAAGCGAGGAACGGUAUAAGAUGCCAUUUCCAAACGACUCUCAGUUCAGCCACGUACAACCGCAAAUCUGCCCAGCAGCUCCAAUAGAUCGGCAACCGGUAAACAGCCCGAGACCAGCGACACAGCAGCGGAUGAAAGGCUGGACGCCGACCAACAGCCAAAUUACUAUUACCGAGCCCCUAGCGCCUACACCAAAUCUCCCAAUGGAAAGCAGACUCAGGUUCGAUGAUAUGCUACCACUGAGUUCAGCCAAUGUUUCUGCAACAAUGCACGAGACCUUUGCUUUUGACAUGGCUGAACCGGUCAAUAAAAGCCAACGGCCGACAUCGUUGUUGCAUAUGGCGGUUGCGGGGAAUCACAUAGAAACCAUCAAGGUGUUGCUGCAGGACGACAGAGUCAUGAUUGAUGAUGAAGACAGUGACGGCUUCACAGCCUUGCAGCGGGCCGUUAUGAGCGGCAAAUCGGAGAUUGUUAAGCUACUGCUUGAGCAUAGUGCUGAUACGGGCCCGUCAGAGGAGGUGAUCUACCUCUAG